Molecule: messenger RNA, 795 nt
Organism: Didymodactylos carnosus
Lineage: Eukaryota; Metazoa; Rotifera; Eurotatoria; Philodinida; Philodinidae
Source: the annotation of a GenBank genome assembly
AUGUUACAGAAGCAUGAUAGAAAUUGUGAAGCAGAUGAUCAUGGUACAAAUGUCGCAAUUCCGACAGAUCAAGAACCUCAUAUACCUGAAGUCGGAAUACAUCAAGAAUUAAGGUUGAACGAACAAGAAGAAGCUGAAAAUCGAAUUGAAUUAUCAACGCAAGCUAAUCCAGCGAAUGAUGCGCCGCCGUUCAAUACAACCGGGGAAGAAAACGAAAUAUCUUUGAUAACUAAGCUUGAAAUAAUGGUUCAACCUGCUCCUUUUUACCAUAAGCGUUAUUUAGCUGAAUUAUCAAAAUGUCCUUGUAUACAAUCUGGCUCGAAACAACGUGAACAUCCCCAAACAGCAAUUAAUCCUAUAUGGCGGGAAAUUUAUGGUGAAGAACUUUACAUACGUGUACAAUUGUGCAAACACAAUGGUGAUCCACAUCCAUAUAAAUUACUUCCCGACGGUGCAAUAAUAGAUGCUGAUUUAAAUGUAAUAAUUGAACGUUUUAAUGGGCAUUAUCAUACAGAAUCAAAUUCAUUAUAUUGUAAAAUAAUGCAAUCAGAUUUUGAAAAUCAAGUUAAAAGGUUUGAAAAAAAGCAUAAUACAGUUGAAUUCAUAUCUAUUUUACAAUCAUCACCUAUGGGUGUUUUAAAUGUUAUGUUUACACAAGAAAAUCUUUAUUUUAACGUUAUUACUGGUGAGAAAAGGUACCGUGAAAUUGUGAACAUAGAUAUUAAGUAUACUCGACAUGAAGAACAUCCAAAUCAAUUACACCAGUGUGAUCGUAAAAAAAUUGAUGCUCAUUAA